Messenger RNA from Plasmopara halstedii, 2190 nucleotides. Its product is annotated as choline transporter-like protein. The record is from RefSeq and is a predicted model, not a curated record. Gene Ontology annotation, molecular function: transmembrane transporter activity. Gene Ontology annotation, biological process: transmembrane transport. The coding region runs from base 1 to 2190 and encodes 729 amino acids. Lineage: Eukaryota; Oomycota; Peronosporomycetes; Peronosporales; Peronosporaceae. The transcript is spliced from 3 exons. Gene Ontology annotation, cellular component: membrane.
AUGAUGGAGAAUCAAGAGAUGAUUGAGAAAGUGGCAGUAGAAGAUCAAAAAUCAAUUGAAAGGACCUUGGAAUCGACAAAUCCAUUCAAACAUGACAAACGAAAAUGUACGGAUGUGAUGGUUUUAAUCUUAUUUCUUUUCUUUUGGAUUGGAAUGUUGAUAAUUGCUGGAAAUGGCUAUCGACAUGGAAAACCUCAGCGACUUCUUUAUGGAACAGAUUGGAUGGGACGAACAUGUGGUGCUUCUAGUGACGAGACGAAGUAUGUACCUGCUUAUGACUUGACAAAUUACAAAUAUUUGCUUUAUCCUCGUCUUUUUGACGAUAUGAAAGCACUUGUUGCUGCUGGGUAUGAUUCUCAACAACUUGUACAUCCUUCAACGUUUCGAAAACUCUUUGGUGUAUGUGUUUCAGCUUGUCCAGUUCUUUCAAAGAAAACGCUAUAUGUUCAUGCAUACAUUGACUAUAGAAUACAAGGGAAUCCAAUUAAUGAAGAGGAAGCAAGUGCUGUGAAGAAUGAGUAUUUGAUUGCUGGAUCACCGUGGAAAGUUGAGAUGAAUACAACCAAUGUUUUAUACCGUUGUGUCGCACUCACGAAGGUUGAAGUGAUUCAACAUGUACGAUGUAUUGACAAGUGUACAGAUCAGGAAGUCGAAAGAUAUCAAAAUGGAUCAGUAAAUACAUUAACAUGUGGAAUGGACAAUGAAAAGAAUCCAUUCAUCAAUUGUGGAGCUCAAUCAUGCAAUGACGUGAUCACAGCUGUACGACCAAGUUGUAAAAGCUCGGAAACGAUGCGAGAAGAGCGAGAGAUUGGAACGACAAUUCAAGAUCCCGUGACUCAAAUGAUCAGUCGAAGAUGGUUUCUCUUGGUUCGAUGGCUUGGAGAUUUGCAAAAAGCUGCUGUUCCUGUUUUGAUCUGUGGUGGUCUAAUUGCUCUCAUCCUUGGUUUUUUCUGGCUUCUUUUACUACGUUAUUGGGCUAGUGUCUUUGUCAUGUACUUCAUAGUACAAGAUUUGAAUCUACAUUGCAUCGAAUGGGAAUGUCGUUCGAAGAUCAUCAAACGACUUAUUCGUAUUCAACUCGCUAUUGGAAUUAUACGUGAAGCAUCGAAAGCAUUACAAUCAAUGCCCAUGUUAACUUUCUAUCCAUUCAUUCCAACGUUUUUUGCUGUCAUUCUUGUAGCCUAUUGGAUAGUCACAGCGACAUUCAUAGCUACAUCAGAUCAUCUUGUCAUUCCAUCUACAUUUCCAGUUAAUGGAACUUUUCUUCAUUAUAACGAUACGACUCAAGUUCAGAUUCAAGAAAAGAAGAAUCGAAAAUAUUUUAUGCUUUAUCAUCUCUUUGGUCUUCUUUGGACUAAUCAAGUGAUUCAAGCUGCAGCUUAUACCACCAUUGCAGGUGCUUUUUGUGAAUACUAUUGGACACGAAACAAGCAAGAAAUACGUCGUCGACCAGUCUUACGUUCUAUAUGGCGAACACUUCGCUAUCACUUUGGUUCUAUUGCAUUUGGAAGUCUCAUCUUAACUUGGGUCCAAAUUCUACGCAUCAUUUGUGCAUACAUGGACGAAAAUCUGAAUCGUUUGAAACAAAUUAACAAAGUAUGGAAAGUCGUUCGAAUGUGUCUACAAGUCCUUCUUUGGUGUUUUGAAAAUUGUCUCAAGUUUCUGAAUAAGAAUACAUUUAUUCUGAUUGCAAUGACUGGACAAAGUUUUGGACCAGCUAUGAAAGAUUCCUUCUUGUUACUUCAGACUCAUGCAGCACGUAUAGCUACCGUCAGUAUUCUUACACGCUUUCUUAUGCUCAUUGGUAAAGUUUUUGUCACGACGUUUUCCAUGCUUUCGAUGUUUCUUUUAAUUCGAUAUCCACCACAUGAAGUUCCAAGAUUCUUAGUGGGAGAUCUUGCAAAUUUGACAAAUCCACUUUUACCAAUGUUACUUGUAGGUCUUCUCAGCUAUACGACAUCUUGUUUCUUUUUUGAUGUCUAUGGUACAGGCAUUGAAAGUAUUUUACUUUGUUUCUGUAAAGACUGUCAUGUAAACAAGACAUCACAAGACUUUUAUAUGACAAAAGAUCUGGUAGCAUUUCUUGACGGACCUGCACAGUCAAAUGCUUUUACAAAGUACAAGAAUCGUAUUCAAUGUACUGACGAUCAAAUGAUACAAAAAUUUCACUCGAUUAAGAUUGAAAACUGA